GUCACUCGAUUCAUUUUUCAUUUUAGCUCCGCCCUCGCAUCCAGUAUGAUCCCUACCAAGCGUGCUGCCCCGGCUUCGCCGUCGCCGGCAGACAAGCGUCCGUGCAAUGCCAGCGCUGUCCUCACGAACCCGUCGCUCGUCGGUGCCAUCACCGAUUAUGGCACCAACUGCCUCGCCUUGUGCCCGACACUCUACGACGUAUUCGAUCUCUCCAACGUUAAGAGCUGCUCGUUCGAAGAGGAUGAGGCAGCGUUCAACCGCCUCAGUGGCAAGCACGUCAUGAACGGCUACGUCGACCACGAAGAGGACCUCAGCAAAGACGAGCUCGUGGUGCGCGCCAAGGCCAGCGUCACAGACCCCAAGGCUCUCUACCGAGCGCUGGAAGUGCACCAGAAGCUCGCUGAAAUCGUCGCUCCCAUCGCGACGACGUACGAGUUGCCGGCCGGCGGCAUCCAGCAGUUCUCGCUCUUCGGCGAGCGCGCGAUGCUCUUUGCGCCGAGCUCCCGCGUCGACCCGACGUCCAACACGUGGGGCCGCGCCGAUUUGGUCAAGAUUUUCAACAACGAGGAAAUUGAGCUUCGCGACAACGGCUUUGGCGUGCCCCACGGCAUCGGAUGGCACUGGUACAACUUGUCCGAGGACGGUGCGUGUGCGUUUUGCGCGGCGGCGGGCACAGUCGAGGAGAAUGACGAACUCGAGAAAGACGGCGGCUACGGCGAAGCCGACAACGAGAUCCCGGACGUGUGGCACGCAUUUCUCGAAGCCCACGGGCUGCACGUCAACGCGUUUCGGUCGUGGCGCAACUACGCCUACGAAGCGCUGGUAGAGAACAGCGAGGCCCACCGCGCAUUCUGUAGCAACGUCAUGCAGCCGUUGCAGGCGCACCUCCGCGCGCACUCGAGUGACGUCAAGUUUGUCACGUGCGAUUACCGUGACGGCGGCGACCAAAUCGUGAGCUCGUCUUUCGUGGGCGGGCUGACCGCCGACGGGUACCUUGUUGGCGUCUUCUUCGGGUUCGAAGAUGUCUUGUAAAUGAACUCGAUGUGUCUUUUCGCCAGUAUAUCGUGCAGCUUGAUAUGGUAGUGUAAGCAUCAAUACUGCCAAAUUGCGGUGGCUGUACGCCCUGAC
Messenger RNA from Saprolegnia diclina VS20, 1128 nucleotides. RefSeq lists its product as hypothetical. The coding region runs from base 46 to 1032 and encodes 328 amino acids. The transcript has a single exon. The record is from RefSeq and is a predicted model, not a curated record. NCBI's taxonomy places the organism in Eukaryota, Oomycota, Saprolegniomycetes, Saprolegniales, Saprolegniaceae.